Molecule: messenger RNA, 1045 nt
Organism: Lytechinus variegatus (green sea urchin)
Lineage: Eukaryota; Metazoa; Echinodermata; Echinoidea; Temnopleuroida; Toxopneustidae
Product: flocculation protein FLO11-like
Exons: 2
Coding region: 315-998 (227 amino acids)
Source: RefSeq, a predicted model, not a curated record
GCGUAAGAUCAAGAUCAGACGGAUCUCUGAUCUUACCGGCUCAUCAAGUCAUCAUGGCUAUUGAUAUCCAGUGGUAGAUGGAAGGAUUCAUGAACGAGUUUGGUCAGUGAGGAUAAAUAGCGAUCAAAUUCUCGACAUAACAUCAUUUAUGCUUUGAGCUUUCACCAGUGCACAUCCACUACAACUUAACACUGAACACUAUCAUUAUAUUGAUCAUCAUUGCUUCAGCUUACCGGUUAUAAGAGUAUAUCAUUAUAACUAUAUACCUUGGCAUCGUCUCGGACUUGAAUUAAGUGGAAUAAUAUAUUGGCAGCAUGGCUUCUCUGACUUCAAAGUACUUACAGCUCCCUGAUGCUAGCUCGUGUGAUAUUGGCAAACCAAGUCCACUGGCCAUGUUAGCUGCAACCUGUCGAAAGAUUGGCACAUCACCAGGCGUGUCUUCUCGUCGAGUGCCGAGGAUACCUUCACCACAACCCCAGCUCACUCCCUUGUCGACGACCUCGCCUGUUUCUACACCAUCGUCCUGUUCGUAUCUUCCACCUACUCCACCACCGUCACCACACAUGACAUCGUCAUCUCGAGCAUUGUCGGUAUCACCUGAGCCUACCGAGUUGUCACCGCUACCUCUCCGAUCAGUUAGCCCGAUCAUUCCUGGUCAUCAGCCAUGCUACUAUCCUGUAUAUCAACCUGUUAUGCGGUACUCUCCUUACUCUACUACACCUGUAUCAAGACCAAGAGUACCACCCUCAUCCAUGAGCUACCAUCUAGCUACCACUCCAUACUCAUCGUGUACUCCUAUGGUUGUACCAGUACCAACAUUCAACCACACACUUCAUUCAUCAUCGUCACCACCCAUGUUCGGGGUCUACCCUCAUCAUGAUCAACCCAUCCAUGCUACGAUGUCGUCAAUGAAGGUCCACCCUACGAGGAAUCGACGAUCACGCCGAGUGGUAGUCAAGGAUGAGGAAGAGGAGAUCAUCGACGUCGUAUCGCUCUGAAGAAUAUAGACUUUGUUUUGAUAUGGUACACGUGAAUGAUACAUUUG